AUGGAAGACCAUCGAGUAUCAUCAUCGACAUCCUCAGAUCGCACCAGGACGAGAAGAAAACCAAAAAGUGUCCUGGUGCUGACUCUGCAUCCUUGGUUCCUUGUAGGAGAUGUCCUUGCAGAAAAACUGGAGAGGAUAGCCAUCAUGAGAGCCAUUAAUAGGCAGACUUUGAAUAAUUUUACGAAGGAUAGUGUUAACCAGACGAAGGUCUCCAGGAAGUACAACCAGACUUUUAUUAAUCUGGUUCCAAAAGUUGAUGAUGAUGGGGUAAUAGACUCUUCUGGUGUCCAGGAUGAGUUGACUUUUAGAUUGCCUACUGGUGUGGUGCCAGUGCAUUAUGAUUUAUUGCUGAGGCCGCAUUUGAUGAAUAGACCUGAUGGUGGUGAUGAGGAUUUUGAGGGUUUCUUGGUUUUGACGAUAAAUGUGACAGAUCCAACAAAACGUUUAAUCUUACACUCCAAAAAUCUCAACAUAACAUCCCACAAAAUCGAUAGAAGACAAUCGAAUUUUUCCAAAAGACAAUCGAACGUCGAUCUUACCCCCACAAGUGCCCAAAGUGAUUCCUUCAACACUAGUGAUGUGAAAGUGCCAGAAAUUGUGAAAGUGUUCGAAAAUCGGUCGCUGGAUUAUUGGAUUGUGGAAUUCGGUGAUUUUUUGGAUUUAGGAGUUUACGAUUUGACUUUGAAUUAUACUGGAAAAUUUGGAGGCGAUGGAAAGAAGAUUGUUGGAUUUUAUAAGAGCAACUAUUGGGAUGAGGAAAGGAACCAGACAAGAGUGAUUGCUACAAGUAAAUUCGAGCCAACUUUUGCAAGGCUGGCCUUUCCCUCUUUCGAUGAACCUGCAAUGAAGGCCGAAUUUACGGUCAGGAUUGUCAGGCCUUCCGAAGAUGACUAUAUAGCCUUGUCUAACAUGAACGAAGUGAAAGCAGAGCCAGAUGUCCCUUCAAAGGGCCUGACCACAGUCCACUUUGCAAAGAGUGUCCCUAUGUCAACUUAUCUGGCCUGUUUUAUAGUCUGUGACUUCAAAUACAAAGAGGCCAAAAUCCAGAAUGCAGAUGGCCAAAGCUUUAAUUUCAGAUCAUAUGCCACUCCGGCCCAACAGGAAAAAGUUAAUUUUGCUACUGAUACUGGUGUAAAAGUUACAGAAUAUUACAUAAGGUACUUUGAUGUCAACUACCCACUUCCAAAAUUAGAUAUGAUAGCGAUCCCAGAUUUUGUAUCUGGUGCCAUGGAGCAUUGGGGUUUGGUAACAUUUAGGGAAACAGCCUUAUUUUACGAUAAGAACAUCAGCUCUACGGCUAAUAAACAAAGAGUUGCCACUGUAGUUGCUCAUGAAAUCUCUCAUAUGUGGUUUGGAAAUCUCGGUAUAUAA
This is a messenger RNA of Ctenocephalides felis (cat flea), 1371 nucleotides long. Its product is annotated as endoplasmic reticulum aminopeptidase 2-like. The transcript has 8 exons. Gene Ontology annotation, cellular component: cytoplasm. Lineage: Eukaryota; Metazoa; Arthropoda; Insecta; Siphonaptera; Pulicidae. The record is from RefSeq and is a predicted model, not a curated record. Gene Ontology annotation, biological process: proteolysis; peptide catabolic process. The coding region runs from base 1 to 1371 and encodes 456 amino acids. Gene Ontology annotation, molecular function: peptide binding; metalloaminopeptidase activity; zinc ion binding.